Molecule: messenger RNA, 864 nt
Organism: Lachancea thermotolerans CBS 6340
Lineage: Eukaryota; Fungi; Ascomycota; Saccharomycetes; Saccharomycetales; Saccharomycetaceae
Gene: PRE2
Product: proteasome core particle subunit beta 5
Exons: 1
Coding region: 1-864 (287 amino acids)
Cellular component (GO): proteasome core complex
Molecular function (GO): threonine-type endopeptidase activity
Source: RefSeq, a predicted model, not a curated record
AUGCAGGCAAUCGCUGAAAAGUACUCUCUUAAGAGCACGCUGGCCACCGAAUUAGAAUAUGACAAUGAGGAAGGGCUUUCGAGGGACUUUGUGACUGGCAAUUCCAUGUUCCAGAGACUGGCUCCCCAGAUCGCUAUGCCACCAAUUUCGUCGCCACAGGAGUUUCUCAGGGCACACACAGAUGACUCGCAAAACCCAGACUGUAAGAUAAAGAUUGCGCACGGUACCACCACGCUGGCGUUCAGGUUUCAAGGAGGCAUUGUGGUCGCCGUAGAUUCACGUGCCACGGCUGGGUCGUGGAUCGCCUCUCAAACUGUCAAAAAAGUCAUUGAAAUUAACCCGUUCCUGCUGGGUACGCUAGCAGGUGGCGCAGCAGACUGUCAGUUUUGGGAAACAUGGCUAGGCACGCAAUGUCGGCUUCACGAACUCAAAGAAAAAGAGCGUAUUUCUGUGGCCGCGGCUUCUAAGAUACUGAGUAACCUUGUCUACCAGUACAAGGGCGCGGGACUUUCCAUGGGUACCAUGGUCUGUGGCUACACUAAAAAGGAAGGCCCUACUAUUUACUACGUGGACUCCGACGGCACCAGAUUAAAGGGCGAUAUGUUCUGUGUAGGGUCCGGUCAGACUUUUGCAUAUGGUGUCUUAGAUUCUAACUAUAAAUGGGAUCUGUCAGUCGAAGAAGCUCUGUAUCUGGGGAAACGGUCCAUUUUAGCUGCUACUCAUAGAGACGCGUAUUCUGGUGGUUCUGUUAACUUAUACCACGUCACUGAACAGGGCUGGGUGUAUCAUGGCAAUCAAAAUAUCGAGACUCUUUUCUGGGAAGUGAAAGAGAAAGAAGGAUCGUUCAACAAUGUCAUUGGUUAA